AUGAAGCGAAAUGCUUCAAAGGCAGCUCUUACAUCGAGCAAGAGUUCUUUCGACCCUUCUGUGACACUGUUCAGUCUGGACAAUUCUGCUGCCUCGACGUCUACGCUAUCGCCUUCUACGUCUAAUUCUGAAACAUCUGGCGCGAUUGCAACUCGAGCACCUGUUCUUGAUGCUGUUGAGGUCUCGGAGGAUGGCCCACGUCGCUCAAAACGCGUUAAACGCGUCCAUACAACUCUCGAAGAACGCGACGAGGACGCAGUUCUGACCGAAGUCACAGAAACCGUUAUUCCUGACGGCCCGUUGACUAUUCGUCGGAGUCCUCGUAAAACUGAAGUGAAGAAAGAAGAGUCCGACUCAGAUGAGACUCUUCCGACACUCAAAGCAUCUCCUAAGGCGAAAGGUCGACGGAAACCUUCUGCUUCCCCUCGUAAAACCAAGUCCAUUGCUCAAUCACUCGAUAUUCCUCAUCCUGCACCGGAACGGUGGAGGGAGACCUAUGAUGCUAUCAAGGAGAUGAGGUCGAAAAUCACUGCUCCAGUGGAUACGAUGGGAUGUGACCGUGCACAGUACAAGGAGACUGAGCCAAAGAACCAACGCUUCGCGACCCUCAUUUCGCUCAUGUUAUCCUCCCAAACAAAAGACGAAGUGACUGAUGCAGCAGUCAACAAACUGAGACAAGUUGUCGGCGGUACCCUCAGUCUCGAAGCCGUCCUCGCAGCAGACGACGCCAUCGUCUCCGAAGCUAUCAAUAAAGUCGGCUUCUGGAGACGUAAGACUCAGUACAUCAAACAAAGCGCCCAACGCCUGCGUGAUUCUUUCGACUCUGACGUACCCAAGACGGUCGACGAAUUGUGUUCACUACCGGGCGUGGGUCCGAAGAUGGCGUUCUUGUGUUUGCAGUCUGCGUGGAAGCUAAAUCAUGGUAUCGGCGUGGACGUGCACGUUCAUCGGAUCACGAAUUGGCUGGGGUGGCAUAGACCGCCUACGAAGACGCCUGAACAAACUCGUCUGAACCUCCAAUCCUGGCUGCCGAAAGAGUUGCACGGCGAGAUCAAUCAUCUUCUCGUUGGAUUUGGACAGGUAAUCUGCACCCCGGUAGCCCCUCGCUGCACCGAAUGCACACUCAGCCCCUCCGGACUCGGUCUAUGUCCAAGUGCUCGAGCGGAAAAGCUUGUCAAGAAGAAGGUCCAAUCAAAGGUUGUCAAGAAGGGUAAGGCGAAGCCAGAGGAUGUGAAGAAGGAAGAGGACCUGGAGAAUCUGGAUGUGGAUAUGCAUGCGGAGGCGAAGAUGGAAGAUCUCGAGGAUGUUGGGAUGUCAGCGGGGGUCGGUAGGGCGAAGAAGGUGGAGGUGGUUGAUGAGCUGGUGGCGAUGGGAGAUGGGGCUACUGUGGGCGAUGAGGGCGUUAAUGGGGUGAAGACGGAGAGCGAGAGUUAA
This is a messenger RNA of Stereum hirsutum FP-91666 SS1, 1434 nucleotides long. RefSeq names its product DNA glycosylase. Bases 1 to 1434 code for a protein of 477 amino acids. The transcript is spliced from 6 exons. Gene Ontology annotation, biological process: nucleotide-excision repair; base-excision repair, AP site formation; base-excision repair. Gene Ontology annotation, molecular function: oxidized pyrimidine nucleobase lesion DNA N-glycosylase activity; DNA-(apurinic or apyrimidinic site) endonuclease activity; DNA binding. The record is from RefSeq and is a predicted model, not a curated record. Gene Ontology annotation, cellular component: nucleus. Lineage: Eukaryota; Fungi; Basidiomycota; Agaricomycetes; Russulales; Stereaceae.